Messenger RNA from Alternaria atra, 987 nucleotides. RefSeq lists its product as uncharacterized. The coding region runs from base 1 to 987 and encodes 328 amino acids. The transcript has 2 exons. NCBI's taxonomy places the organism in Eukaryota, Fungi, Ascomycota, Dothideomycetes, Pleosporales, Pleosporaceae. The record is from RefSeq and is a predicted model, not a curated record. Gene Ontology annotation, cellular component: cytoplasm.
AUGGCCUCAGCCGCACCACUAGUGGACCUACCGAGAUCCAAGUCCAAGGCUUCAUCAGCAACCCCCACAGCCACCACUAUCGCUUCAGAAACUAAGGCUCACGUCAGUACAUCCCAACAGAGAGCGCCUGAGAAUCCGGACUCUGUUCACCCGGUCCAUGCGAUCCGACCGCCAAGCUAUCCGAAUGCAGAGAAUCUCAUCAUUGUCUGUUGCCAUGCCAUUUUCCUUCCGAAUGCAGAAGCGCCCGACUUUCCACUGCGCAGUCCUCACUACGAGCCCAACUGGCUGCUGGCACCCUUUCAAAAGUCAGACGAGGCGACAGGCAAAAUAAGCGAGCAUGAGACCUUCUUAGCCCAUGCCAAAGCCGGCAUCGAUGCUUUGACUGUUGGAACGGACGCAGAGCACCCUCCUUCAAGCAUCCUCGUUCUCAGUGGUGGAGCUACUAAACGUUCGGAAUCUCUCAAGACCGAGGCACGCUCAUACUAUCAUGCCGCGCUAGCUGAAGAGCUAGCAGAGGGCCACAUGGGUGGGGGACGAACUCAUAGACUAUACAACAAGGGUUAUAUAUUGCUGGAGGAGCAAGCGACUGAUUCAUUUCAAAAUCUGCUGUUCAGCACUCUACUCUUCAGAAAAGCUACAGGCAACUAUCCGAAACAGAUACGCGUCAUUACACAUGCCUUCAAGGCGAGGCGUUUCCUGGAGUUACAUGCCCCAGCUAUCCGAUGGCCGAAAGAGCGUAUCCAGGUCCAGGGUAUCGACCCGGUAUUGUCGAGUGAGGCGUUGCAAAGCACGCUUCGUGGAGAAGAAGAGCACGGAUAUGCCGCAUGGGAAAGCGAUCCGUUGGGUACUGGGGACCUCCUAGGCGGAAAGAGACAGCUACGCGGGUGGGAUGCUAGCAAGUCGGCUAAGCACUUUAAGGAUCUUGAAGACAGUGUCAAAGAGUUGUUUCAAGGCACGGUAUCUGAUCAGCUGCCAUGGCUAAGCUAG